This is a messenger RNA of Cuscuta epithymum, 2045 nucleotides long. The record is from the annotation of a GenBank genome assembly. NCBI's taxonomy places the organism in Eukaryota, Viridiplantae, Streptophyta, Magnoliopsida, Solanales, Convolvulaceae.
GAGAGCAUCUUUCUGCUGUUUCCUACUCGAUGGGACCGGCGUCCCUUCCAUACACUGUUGGUAAUGAUGGAAUCGGCCGAGCCUUCAACUCCUACAAGUUUGCCUAUUUCUUUGGACCAUUUCAUUGUUCUUUCGUUGUGGUCUUCUUGAGUUUGAGCUGCUUCUUCAACGGCGUUCAGUUCUUACGCCCCUGCAGCGCAAAGGCGUCUAUUAAACGCCUUUCAAGGUUUAGUUUGUAACUUGGAGUUGUCCUCUUGGGUUCUCUGUUCUCAUCAACUAUGUCAGUUGAAAUGUUGCUCCCAGAAGUCAAGCCAGGAAUAGGAAUGUGGUCAUGUCGCCUUACGGUUGUUGAAAAACACAACGUACGCAAAGCGAAAAAUUCCCCUAUGAAAUUCAUGCACUUCAUACUGAUGGAUACCGCGGGAAACAAGGUGCAGGCAGCUGCAUUCCAGGGAGACAUUGAUGUGAUUGAUCAACGUCUUGCUUUGCACUCAACCUACCUUAUCUCAAAUGCUUUCGUGAAGCCAGCCACUGAUCUGCGAUAUUGUGUUGAUCUUAAUUACCAGUUUGUUUGGACAUUCACGCGAAGAACCCUCAUUCAGGAUGUUACUCCUGAGGAUGCCAUUGAUUGCGCCCUUCUUCUUGAGGCAGGGACUAAGCCUUUUCGUGAUUUCUAUGACUGUCACUUGCGUAAAGAAAAAAUAAGUGCUCUGGCUGCAAUUGUUCAGAAAUUGCCUCGUGCAUUCAUUGUGACGGAUGGACAUCAGAAACCUGCUUGGGACAUCGUUCUCAUUAAUGAGGAGUGUAUCCCGGUUCCUCUCACUCUUUGGGAAGAUUUUGUCACCAGUCAUGGAGCUGAAAUUGAGCGACAUCUCGAGGAGGGGAAUUACCCACUGGUUCUCAUUGAAAGGGUUGCUGUCAACCUUUUUCAAGGUCUCACUCUGGCAACCAGAUUUGAUACCCGUUUGGAACUCAAUCCAACUGGUGAACGUGCGCUGUUGUUGAGGAAGUGGGUUGUUGAAAAUGUCCACAAAGUUGAUCAAAUGACGCUAGAGAAGGUGUAUGAGGACGCUCUUAGUGCUCUAGCCAAGCCUCUGUCCCAGCCUCGCACGCCUGUUGCUGGGCUGGAAGCAAAAUUAGACGAGAUUCCUGUUGCGUGGGUAUUGGGAAAGUUCAUUCUAAUGGACACUUCAGAUGAUGGCUUUUACGUGGGUUGUGACUAUUGUAACAGAAGGGUUUACGCCAUGGAAGGGGUGACUUUUGAAUGCAUGUUCUGUGGCCAGAAAAAAGGGAAAUCAGUUAAGAGGUUCCGUUUUGAUGCUUCACUGAGUGAUGGAACGUCUAGCGUUCUCGUGACUCUCUUCACAGGGGACAUUCUGUCCCUGUUUGAGUUCGUGCACAUGGACGCAGGAGACAUCGUUGAUCUCGAGGCAUUUGACUCAAAACUGCAAAAAAUUGACAUUAUCGCUGGCGUGAAACGCACUAAACUUAAUGAAGAGCGAGCCCAAGGGAACCCGUACACUGUGGUGUGUGUCGUUGAGCCAAAACCUUUCACAGAUGCUGUUGCCAAAGACAAAAUUGCCCUGCCAGGACCCAGUUUUCUCCCCGCAGCGAAAAAAAGCCUGAACUUUGAGACUGUCAAAGAUCUGCCUGUGCAUGAAGCUACUUCUACUGAUGAGCCGCUCACAAAUCAGCGUGCAAGGAAGCGCAAAUUGUCCGACUCAUAAGUUAUGCUGACCAUUUGCCCGGUCGUGGGGAUUUCCAGCUGCGUCUGCUCAUUGUUCUUUGGUUGUGCUGUUUGUAUAUAUUUUUCGUUGACUUGAAGGCUUGUUUUGCUCAAACACUCGUGGUCUAUAAUUCGUGGAGAGUUAGUCUAUACCAUUGGCUCACUCGCUACUCAAUUAUUAGUGUCCACGACCUCUCCCCGAACUUGGUUCUCUGUACAUGCAGUGUUGUUUUUGCACAAAUUACUAUGUUUGGACUGUUUUCUCUGUAAAUAUCUAAUCCCAAACUUGGUUCUCUCUAAAUAUCUAAUCCCAUAUUCC